ACCAUCCUGGUGCAGAUCUGGUACCCCAUCACCGUGGCAACCAACUCCAGAGAGCAGAAGAAGAUCCUCGCCAAGUAUCUCCUGGAGACUUCUGGGAACCUGGACAAGCUGGCGUAUAAACUCCAUGACUUUGGCUACAGGGGCGUCUCCUCACAGGAGACUGCGGGCAUCGGGGCUUCGGCCCAUCUGGUGAACUUCAAGGGCACAGACACGGUCGCCGGCAUCGGAGUCAUUAAGAAGUACUACGGCACCAAGGACCCCGUGCCCGGCUUCUCAGUGCCUGCCGCAGAGCACAGCACCAUCACAGCGUGGGGGAAGGACCACGAGAAGGACGCCUUCGAGCACAUCAUCAAGCAGUUCCCCAACGUGCCCGUGUCCAUCGUCAGCGACAGCUACGACAUCUACAACGCCUGCGAGAAGAUCUGGGGGGAGGACCUGAGGGCGCUGAUCGUGGCGCGCAGUGCAGACGCUCCACUGGUGGUGCGGCCAGACUCAGGGAACCCGCUGGACACCGUUCUGAAGGUUUUGGAGAUCCUGGGUAAGAAGUUUACUCCAGAGGAGAACUCCAAAGGCUAUAAGGUUCUCCCUCCUUACAUCAGAGUCAUACAGGGAGACGGAGUUGAUAUCAACACACUGCAAGAGAUUGUGGAGGGCAUGAAGCAGCACAGGUGGUCCAUUGAGAAUAUUUCCUUUGGGUCCGGAGGGGCUCUGCUGCAGAAACUGACCAGAGAUCUGCUCAACUGCUCCUUCAAAUGCAGCUACGUGGUCACUAACGGACUGGGGGUGAAUGUGUUCAAAGACCCGGUGGCGGACCCUAACAAGAGGUCAAAGAAAGGUCGCCUGUCCCUGCACCGGACUCAGGGCGGAGACUUUGUCACCCUGGAGGAGGGCAAGGGCGACCUGGAGGAGUAUGGCGUGGACCUGCUGCACACUGUCUUUCAGAACGGAAAGAUGGUGAAGUCGUACACAUUUGACGAAGUCAGAGACAAUGCCAAGCUCACGGACAGUGAUAUCGAAACAUUUCACUGAGUGCAGCAUCCACCUUUAACCCCAAAAACAAAUUCCCUUCCCUACUCCCCUGAACCCGUCACCUUUCGGCCUCUGUCGACACCUCAGAGGUGGCGUGCACUGCUAAUAAAUCCCCCUCCCAAAGCGUGAAAACCCCCUGAAAUAAUCCCAAAAAUCCCUUAAAAUUCACUUGUCUUCACCCUCAGUUCCAAACACUGUUGUUGUUUCUCCAACAGAGGGGGGGGGGGGGGAGAGAAUAAAGUGUGUGCGAGUUACAGUGAGCUGCAAGACAUGUAGAGGGGUAGAAGUGGUGAUAAUGACGACAAACUGUUGUUUCACUCCCAUGCGUCGCUGCCCAAAAUGUAACUUCAGCACAUUGCACUGAAAGGCUAGACAUAUUCCAAUGUAAGAAUGCAAUUGGCCGCCAUUAAGUGGAUAUUUUCAUGUAAGACAAAAGCAAAAUAGUUGAUUGUAAGUGAGUUCCUGGCAGCUGCAUGUGGAGCAAACACAUGGCGAGUCAAAGACAGAGAGGCGGUGAGAGAAAGUUAAAUGUUAAGCCACAUCCCACACCAAUGACCGCGCCCCGUGUAUUGUGUACAAAGCUGUUUAAAAAAACAUACAUGUAUGAAUCUACUUAGCUUUGUCUUUUAUGUGAAGGAAGAACAUGAUGAUCAUUGUAUGUAAUGUAACGGUGCACCGAUAACAUUAGCGGACAGCUGUUGGAAAUAAAAGAUUGGGCAGAUUUACUGUACCUAUGGGCGAUGAAGGAUUUCAUUUCCCCAGUGUUCUGCUUUUUAUCAGUAGCUAAAGCCCAGAUUAUACAAGGCCAACAUCUAUCAAGCACUGCCUGAAUAUUUUGUACUCCUACUUCACCAAAUACAAAUGUUAUGGGUGCACCUGUAAAGGUAUACAAAUGAUCAUCUACUUGCCAUUAUGUUGACCACAGAGCAUUCACAUCAUGAAGGUCUACUCGUACCACAGAAUUCAAGCAUUUGGUCAUCUAAACAUCUGAAAAAGAAGCUAAUUUUUCAGAACUCAAAAUCUUUACAAACUAAAAUGACAAUGCAAGACUUUUCAAAUUGGGUCUUCACGAUGGUGAAUUUUCUGGAUCCAGUCUUUGCUGUAUAAGACCAAGUGUUGAUGUAAAAAAAAAACUGUAAUUUUCUUCACUGGAGUGAAGACUAUGUGUUUAUGAAAGAUUAUGUGGCUCCUCGGCUGAAAUGUAUGUUAAAUGUUGGUUCGGCUGUGUGUGUGCUGAGAUUUUCUUUCUUUAUAGGUUUGUGUUGUAUUCCUAUUAUGCAAAUUGACUUGGUGUUCAGGGGGAAAGGAGAACAUUCUUCCUUUUUACUUUGUCCAGCUUUUAUCCUGAAAGGAGACGCAGCUUGGUGAAAAACUGAUGGCGAUACAGUAGUGACUGUUAUAUCCUUUGGGCAAUGUAAAUGGAUUUUCCUGUUGAAGAGAUGUAAGAGGAUCUAAAGACAUCAUAGGAAAAAGUUGUUUGUUCAGACCAGAAGCAAAAAUAUUUCACCAAAUGUCUCCUUCUUAUCUAAAUUCAAUCUCAAUCUUUAUUUAUUUAUAUAGCACAUUUAAAACAACCUUCAGUUGACCAAAGUGCUGUACAGGCAAUAAGUACAAUAUUAAAUAACACCAUUGGAGUACAAUAAUAAAACAAUAAUUAAAAACAUGAUAAAAAGCACAAUAACUAACAUAUUAAAAAAAAAACACAUACAAAUGUAAAAAUGUAAUGUUCAACUAGUAUUAACAUUCAAAUGUAAACUUUGAUGUAUCACUAAAUUCCAACAAAAUUAACAACUUUCCCCUUUAGCUUAAAUGUUAUGUUGUGCUAAUGAGCAGUUGUUAGCAUGCUAACUUACUAAAUGGUGAACAUGGUAGAGCGGCCACGUUUAGUGUUAGCUGCUAAGGAAAAUUAGCCUGUAUGUCUAAAGUUCUCAAAUGUAAUGAAUGUCCAUUGUUUCAUCUUUAAUAAAUACAUAAAUGUGUCAUAUCUGCUAAACAGCAGCAUGUUAGCAUUGUCUUUGUGAGCAUGCUUACAAUAGCAUUUAGCUCAAAGUUAAGUCUCAAUGAGCUGCUAGCAUGGCGUUUGCUAGCUAGCUAACUAGCUUAAAUGUUUAAUGCUGUGGGUAAUAUUAUUUUAUUCUCUGGCCCACACUUUUUCCAGUCAUUUAGCCACUUUACAUUCAUAGCUUCACAUAUGUUCACCUUGGGAGCUGCUACAUGUUAGCCCCUCGAGCUAACACACGUACAGUCACUUUCUCUGUGAUUUAAGAAAAGACCUUGAAGAGUCCUGUGAUGUCACCAACACAGUUAGCAGUACAUUGAAACAACCUCAGACUGUCCUUUAUUUUCCUAUGGUUUUUUCCCACUGUUUUGUGAGUUUUGGAGUAGGCUAUUUCUUUUCCCAAUUAUGGGGUGCAUUUGAGUAAAACUCUGGUUUAAAAUUUUUUGAUAAUGUCUCAGUUCUUACCUCCGAAAUAUUAUUGUGUAUGAAGGACUCGAGGAAGGAAAAAUGCCAGUAAAUAUAGGCUAUUUACAAACGAUGCGGCCAUACUGCCUUCUCACCUGUACAUACAUCAGCUAGUUUGACUGAAAGCAGAGGGGCAGUUAGGGAGGAGACAACAAAUGCUAUUAUUAUUAUUUGUGUCAACCAUUUUUUGUACCAACAGAAGAAUAUCCAAACCUGCUUUACUGGACUGCCAGUGCGAUGUGCUUAUGUGUGUGAAUGCCUGCCUUGUGUGUCUGACAAACUUUGUGAAUACUUUUUUUUCUUUAUGUUGUUGUUGUUUUACACAUAUGUAAUGUAUAUGUUGGUUGUCCCAAAAUUCUCUCCCAACACGACUUAUAUUUUAACUUGCUAUAUUGUCAACAAUACAUUGAUUAAAGAUGCACCCUGUCAAUUUGGAA
Messenger RNA from Gymnodraco acuticeps, 3930 nucleotides. It is a transcript of the gene nampt1, whose product is annotated as nicotinamide phosphoribosyltransferase 1. The record is from RefSeq and is a predicted model, not a curated record. Gene Ontology annotation, biological process: NAD+ biosynthetic process. Gene Ontology annotation, molecular function: nicotinamide phosphoribosyltransferase activity. NCBI's taxonomy places the organism in Eukaryota, Metazoa, Chordata, Actinopteri, Perciformes, Bathydraconidae.